Molecule: messenger RNA, 1167 nt
Organism: Penicillium waksmanii
Lineage: Eukaryota; Fungi; Ascomycota; Eurotiomycetes; Eurotiales; Aspergillaceae
Product: PRCC domain-containing protein
Exons: 1
Coding region: 1-1167 (388 amino acids)
Cellular component (GO): nucleus
Source: RefSeq, a predicted model, not a curated record
AUGGCGCUGGUAGCCUACUCUGACUCUGAAGGCUCGGACGCCGAGCCCGACACUAAGCCCGCACCCCCAACCAAGAAUAACGAGUCUGGAGGUUUUGCCGUCGACCGCAGCAACCCGCGCAAGAUUCGAGUCGCCCUCCCAGAGCUCAAGCCUGACCCUUCAGCUGACAAGGAUUCCGAUGAUGGCCCCGCGCGCAAAAAGCCUCGAGUUGGUGGAGGCGGUGGUGCCUUUUCUGGCUUCAGCUCCUUCCUGCCAGCUCCCAAACGUACAGCGGAAAAAAAGACACCCAUAGCUUCCACACGGAAGCCCUUCAGUCUUAAAACAGGCGCAGAGCGUGGAUUCGACAGGGAAGCAGAUACCGAGAUGAAAUAUCAUACAGAGCCCAGCACCGGCGCAGAUGGAGGAGGCGCCCCCACAUCGGGCAGUCUUGAACAGUCGGCUUCAAAGUCCAACAGUGCAGCCGCAACCCACACUCCGAUCGGCGAGGUCAAACUGCAAGGAAAUCCAAUGAUGUUUAGACCAUUGUCUGUUGGUCGCCCGCAAAAGAAGAAGAAGACCACUGCGGCCGCCGCUCAGCCGUCACUCUCGGCGUCAGCUCCCGCAGCAGCAGAACAGCAGCCCACCGCAACGGCAUCAGCUGCAAGUACUGCACCGCCUCCCCCGAAACCUAAAGUCAGCCUCUUCUCUCUAUCCUCAGAAGAGAUUUCAUCCACAACCGACGCCUCGUUAUCAGCCGGAGCCGGAGCCUACGAGCCACUAGUUUAUGAGGCAGAAACACCAUCAGCCGGUCCUACGCUCGCACCUGAAUCUACCGCUCCUGAACCCGACUAUGCGCCAGCAAAUCCUGUAUCAUCUUCAUUGAACAACAUCGCCAAUGACCUGAAUCUCUCCAAGUCCGAGCGCCGCCAACUCUUUGGUCGCAAUGCGCCCUCUGCAGACUCGCGAGUCCUUACGUUUAACACAGACCAAGAGUACGCGCAUAACCAAGCUUUAGCCGAAACAGAACUUGCCGCGACUCAGCAUAAUCCUGUUCGUGCCAUCGCACCCGGCAAGCACUCCUUGCAACAAUUGGUCAAUGCAGCAGCUUCGCAGAAGGAUGCUUUGGAAGAGAGUUUUGCUUCGGGUAGGAGGAAUAAAAAGGAGGCUGGGUCGAGAUAUGGGUGGUAA